Cynocephalus volans (Philippine flying lemur) is the source of this 5528-nucleotide messenger RNA. RefSeq names its product zinc finger and BTB domain containing 47 (gene ZBTB47). The coding region runs from base 133 to 2472 and encodes 779 amino acids. Gene Ontology annotation, biological process: regulation of transcription by RNA polymerase II. The transcript has 6 exons. NCBI's taxonomy places the organism in Eukaryota, Metazoa, Chordata, Mammalia, Dermoptera, Cynocephalidae. The record is from RefSeq and is a predicted model, not a curated record. Gene Ontology annotation, cellular component: nucleus. Gene Ontology annotation, molecular function: DNA-binding transcription factor activity, RNA polymerase II-specific; protein binding.
CCCGGGGGCCGUGGUCGCGGGGCCCUGCGCGGGGGCGGCCCCCAGCGCGGCGCUUCAUGGAGCGGCCCGGGCCCAGCCGCCGGGGGCAGCGCGAUCCCGCGGGGUCCUGUGAGCCCCCAGCGCCACGGCACCAUGUUGCUGGUUGAGAAGACGACCGACUCCCCAGCGGCCGAGUUCUCGCUGGUGGAGGACGUGGCGCUGCACUUCGCCUGCUUGAUGGGCCGCCUGAAUGAGCAGCGCCUCUUCCAGCCCGACCUCUGCGACGUGGACCUGGUGCUGGUGCCCCAGCGCAGCGUCUUCCCGGCACACAAGGGCGUGCUGGCCGCCUACAGCCAGUUCUUCCACUCGCUCUUCACGCAGAACAAGCAGCUGCAGCGUGUGGAGCUGUCCCUGGAGGCACUGGCGCCCGGUGGCCUGCAGCAGAUCCUCAACUUCAUCUACACGUCCAAGCUGCUGGUCAACGCGGCCAACGUGCACGAGGUGCUCAGUGCCGCCUCACUGCUGCAGAUGGCUGACAUCGCCGCGUCCUGCCAGGAGCUGCUGGACGCCCGCUCCCUAGGCCCACCGGGCCCCGGCACUGUGUCCCUGGCCCAGCCAGCCACCAGCUGCACCCCAGCCGCGCCACCCUACUACUGUGACAUCAAACAGGAGACCGACACCCCGGGUCUGCCCAAGAUCUAUGCCCGCGAGGGCCCUGACCCCUACUCAGUGCGUGUCGAGGACGGGGCAGGGACUGCUGGUGGCACAGUGCCUGCCACCACUGGGCCAGCCCAGCCCUUCUUCAAGGAGGAGAAGGAGGGUGGUGUCGAGGAGGCUGGCGGGGCCCCGGCCAGCUUGUGCAAGCUGGAGGGUGGGGAGGAGUUGGAGGAAGAGCUUGGGUCUUCCGGUACCUACAGCCGCCGUGAGCAGUCCCAGAUCAUUGUGGAGGUGAACCUCAACAACCAGACACUGCACGUGUCCACAGGGCCCGAGGGGAAGCCGGGUGCUGGAACGAGCCCAGCCACCAUGGUGCUGGGCCGGGAGGACAGGCUGCAGAGACACUCGGAGGAGGAGGAGGAGGAGGAGGAGGAGGAGGAAGAAGAAGAGGGCGGUGGCAGUGGAGGGGAGGAGGAGGAGGACGAGGAGGAAGGAGAAGAGGAGGAAGAGGGUGGCAGUCAGGGGGAGGAGGAAGAGGAGGAGGAGGAAGAGCACAGCGGGCAGGAGGAGGAGGAGGAGGAAGAGGAGGAAGGGCAGCAUAGUGAGCAGGAUCAAGACAGCUCAGAGGAGGAGGGGGAGGAGGAGGGGGAGGCCGGACGCAGGCAGGGGCCAGUGGGGCACCAGAGCAGCCGGGCAGACCCCCCUCCCCACGGCCGCAUGGCUACGCGGUCCCGGGAGAAUGCCCGGCGCCAGGACACCCCAGAGCCCGAGGAGCCUGGGCGGAGGGGUGGGAAGCGGCUGAAGCCGCCCCCCGGGGUAGCCACUGCACCAGCCCGUGGGCCACCAGCCACUGAUGGGCUGGGGGCCAAGGUGAAGCUGGAGGAGAAGCAGCACCACCCAUGCCAGAAGUGCCCACGAGUUUUUAACAACCGCUGGUACCUGGAGAAGCACAUGAAUGUGACCCACAGUCGAAUGCAGAUCUGCGACCAGUGCGGCAAGCGCUUCCUGCUGGAGAGUGAGCUGCUGCUACACAGGCAGACGGACUGCGAGCGCAACAUCCAGUGUGUGACAUGUGGCAAAGCUUUCAAGAAGCUCUGGUCCCUCCAUGAGCACAACAAGAUUGUGCAUGGCUAUGCAGAGAAGAAGUUCUCAUGCGAGAUCUGUGAGAAGAAGUUCUACACCAUGGCCCAUGUGCGCAAGCACAUGGUUGCCCACACUAAGGACAUGCCCUUCACCUGCGAGACCUGCGGGAAGUCCUUCAAGCGCAGUAUGUCCCUCAAGGUGCACUCACUGCAGCACUCCGGGGAGAAGCCGUUCAGAUGUGAGAACUGCAACGAGCGCUUCCAGUACAAGUACCAGCUGCGGUCACACAUGAGCAUCCACAUUGGCCACAAGCAGUUCAUGUGCCAGUGGUGCGGCAAGGACUUCAACAUGAAGCAGUACUUUGACGAGCACAUGAAGACACACACAGGGGAGAAGCCGUACAUCUGCGAGAUCUGCGGCAAGAGCUUCACCAGCCGGCCCAACAUGAAGCGGCACCGGCGCACGCACACGGGCGAGAAGCCGUAUCCGUGCGACGUCUGCGGCCAGCGCUUCCGCUUCUCCAACAUGCUCAAGGCCCACAAGGAGAAGUGCUUCCGCGUCAGCCACCCGCUGGCCGGCGACGGCGGCCCCGCCGCCCCGGGCCUGCCAUCCGCCCCGCCCCAGGCGCACGCACUGCCCCUGCUCCCGGGGCUGCCCCAGACCCUGCCGCCCCCGCCCCACCUGCCGCCGCCACCCCCGCUCUUCCCCAGCACUGCCAACGCCGCGGGCGGGCGGAUGAGCGCCGGCAACUGACCGCGCCUGCACCUGCUGGGACCCAGCCUCCCCUCCUUCCUGGGGAGGGCAGCGGCCGGGCCGGAGCCCUGCGCCCCACCUCCGGAGGUGGCUGGAAGUGCUCCGCCUGAGGCCCCCAGCCUAGGGGUGUCGCGGGCUGGCCGCCCCCGGAGCUGGCGGAGGACACCUCACUCCCAAGUGCCCCCUUUUCUGCGACUCCUUGAAGCCUUUACUUUUCCUUUUUUCUUUUGGAAGUGAAGGAAAAAGAAGACAGGAAACUAUUUGCGGCACCCCCUCCAGGUGAGGGGGGUGCUGGAGGAGGCAGGUACAGUGGGGAGGAUGGGGCCUGGGCAGCAGCCGAGGCCGGUCACUCUGCCGAGCCUGAGUCAGCCUCAGUCAGUGGCUUAUCUCCAGGUCCCCUGUGUGGCUCAUUUGCUCCCUCAUCUUGGAGGGUUUGGGGAAAAGUUGGGGUGUUGUUGGCCCCGUUGGAGGAGCUGUGUACGCAGUCUGAGGACUGCAGACCUCCAGGCAUGGCUUGAAACUGGAUGUAUGAGUGUGUUCGGUGGGGAGUGGCGAGGUUUGAAGACUGCAGACCCCGCUGUGCACCUGUGGGGUGGGGCAGGCAGGGGCUGGACCCCAGGGGGUUGCUUUCCCCACCCACACCCCUGCCAGAGUGCACCUGGCUACACCAAGAGCCCUGAGUCCAGAGAAAGUGUCCCCAGAAGCUGCUGGGCCUCAGGGUGUGUGGGCCGGGCCUCAGGGUGUGUGGGCCAGGCCCAGGGUGGGGAGACAGGCUGACUCCCGCUGCACCAGGGGCUGCAGUCAAGGAGCCCCAGCAACUGGGUUAGACACCAGGAGCAGGGUCAAGGAGGAGGCUUGGGUGAGUGUUUUAGGGUUUCAAGGUGCUAUCAGUGGGGCGGGGGGGCAGGGCUGCUGUUCAUAGAGCACCCUGUCCCUCACCAGCUACCCAGGCCAUAUCUCCCACACCAGAAGGGGAUGUGUGUGUCUGUGUCUGUCUCUGCUCCCUAAGGCCAGCAUCAGGCCUCAUCCUCCCCCUAUGUCUAGCCACAACCUGCCCCUGGCUGGCUCCAGCAUCCUUGUCCCUUCUGGGCCUCUGCACUUACGGUAGGUGGGACGCCCACAGCACUGCCGGCGAGAGGAGCCUGCAUGUUCAGGCCCCAGGGGGUGUGGGGCUGUGGGAGCCUGGCCUGGCCCAGUGCUUGCCCCCAUGAGGCCAGCACUAAUAGGAUACCCUUUUUUGUUGUCAUUUAACGUCUUUAUUCCUACCUUUGAAAUGGGGAGGAAGGUUCCAUAAGCUACAUGUUUCCUAGUUAAGCUCUCUCCUGUUGUGUUUAUACGGUUUUGUUUGUUAUACUCUUUGCACCUUAAACCCCCACUACUCCCUGCACACUGCCACUUUCCCAGCAGGGCUAGAGUGGGAAGAGGCCUGGGCCGAAGGGGGAUGGUGGGGGUCUGGACCCCUCUAAACUCGUGAGGCCCAUGGCGCUGGAGUAGGGGGCUGGGGACAUUUUUAAUCAUCAAUAAAUGAAGCACUUUAUUCUGUAUGGAUGUGGGCAGGCCCGAGGUGCCCGAGUGAUUUGAGGGUUUAUAAUCUAAGCCACACCACCCCAGUUGUUCUAUGGGCUUGGAGGAGGCAGUGCCAGCAGGUUCCCUGUGCAGGGCCCUUCCCUGGCCUGGUGAGCUUGGGGCUGCAGCUGGAGCAAUAUGAGCCAAAGCCUGCAGACACCCUCAGAUGUCCCUGCUGUCUGUCCUCUGAGGAGAGAAGGUCGGUCCCUCCCCAAGAGAGGAAGCCUUCCUGUCUGGCUCUGGGCUCUGCCGCUCCCCUGUUCCAAGGCUGGGGUUUCCAGUUCUUGUGGGGUCAGGGCUGGGCCUUCCAGCUUUACUGUGGCUCUUUUCCUCCCCUGCACCCCUUAAUCUUUGGGCUUCCGUGACAUCCUCAGGGUCCCCCCUCCCUCCCCCAUGCUAUUUCUAACCUCUGGUCUCAGUGCCUGGCAGCUCUUCAAAGCUGCUUCACGUUUUCCCUAAAAGUGGAUCUCCCCAGUGGGCUGUAGGUAGGGAUGUCCAUGGGUUCUUCACCCUCCAUCACUGGCACCAGGGUCUCCCAUAGGGGCUGAUGGCCUUGUCACCUGCUUGCCCCACUGCAGCCUUAGUGGGCCUGGGGGCUCUGGCCAGGCCGGGACCCUGGUGUAUCAGGCCAUACUUUGACAAGUGGAGAUCAAAGACGGGUGUGGAGAGCUGGUGAUAAAACCCUGUCCCAGGACUUGAGUUUCCUGUUCUGUAAUUUUACCCUCUGGGGGCAGGCAAGGGGUCCAGACAGCUGGCUGGGCACUGGUCAUGAUGGUCAUUAUAGCUUAGGUGAGCAUGACCAGCCCCUCUCCUGGGAGGCCCCUGUCCCACUGGGGACAGGAGCCCCAUGUCCCUGGUGCUAAACACUCUCUUCAUCUUGGGCCAGCGUUAAUGGGAGUGGGCAGACCACAAGGCCAGAAGCAAUAAUGGCACUUCAGCAGUGCCAGUAUGGAUAGGGGUUCUUGCUUUACCACCUUUUACAUUUCCUUUUUAUUUUUAAAACAAAUUAAUAAGCACCUGGAUGUUGGAGCAAGGGGACUGGGGAAUCACACCUACUUCCCAGGGCUGGGGGUAAAGGUGACCCAGGACCUCACCUCCCAUGGAGAUUGCUGGGGUCCUUCUGUCCAGCUCAGCUUCUCAGCUGUUUGGCCAGAACUUGGGUCUGGAGCCAGGGUCUGCCCCCUCCCCAGCUCCCCUGGGCUCUCUGGCCUUGGGCCAGCUGGGAAUGAAUGGCCAGAGUGGUGAGGUGGGCCUCAAGCCCUAUGGGCACAGGUCCAGGAGCUAGGGCUGAUGUCCGAGCCUGAGCCUUCAGCCCCCUCAUGCUGCCACCACCUCCACAGUGCCCCUUACAGGGGGCUUGGUGGCAGCAGAAUGUCUGUGCCCAGACCCCUGAUAUCUGGUCAUGUAGGGGCACCCCACAGCCCCAGAGCAUGGGGGACAGCAGGCGUGCAAGUGAGGAGAGUAACAACAAAUAAAGUCAGUACAACUCC